AGUGAAAUUUCUAUCCAGAAAAUCCUAACAAAGUUUGGUGCAUUCAAAACAAAAAUGAAACUCAAAUUAUUUACUCUUUUGGCUCUGCUCAUUGCCAUUUUCGCCUGUGCCGCUGCAGCGCCAGGACGUUGGUCGAAUCCUCCAACAGUAAGACCACAACCACCACCACGUCCAAUACGUGUACGACGCAAUGUUGCCACCGGCGGUGGUGUUGCCACAAAUCCAGCUGGAGGACAUGAUGUUAAGUUGGAGAUCGCAAAAGGUGUGGGCACACCCGAUGCCAAUCUGAUUGCAAGUGCCGGUGCGGUGGGUAAUACUAAAGGUGGACCAAUUACCACAAGCGCCUCGCUGGCGGCGAAUCUCAAAGGACUCGGCGCCGCUGUUACCAAAGAGCACACACCCGGUGUUGGCAGUACGCUCACAAAGAGUGGUAGCGCCAGUGUCUUCUUGAAUGACAAUAAUCGUUUGGAUGGCUCCAUCUUUAAGUCUAAUACUAAACUAUCGAAUGGUUUUGAGUUUGAGAAAAAUGGCGGUUCCUUGGCACUAAACAAUGCUGGUGGACAUGGUAUAUCCAUUGCUAAAGAGACGAUACCCGGUUAUAGUAACAGCCUAACGAAAUCUGCUCACGCAACAUUCUUCAAUAGUGGUCCACACGCCGUGGGUGCAAGUGUAUUUGAUACAAAAAAAUCAUUCGAUUUUGGUCCGAAAUUCCACGAGACAGGUGGUAAUCUGAAUUGGGCUCAUUCUGGUGGUCAUGCGGCGAGUUUAGGUUUAUCGAAGGUGCAUGAUUUUGGCACGAAACUCAAUGUGGGUGGCACUUCGAAUCUCUUCACCUCGGCUGAUCGUCAAACGAAAUUUGAUUUUAAUGCUGGCGGCUCACGUUGGCUCAAGGGUCCGAUGAGUGGUAAAAAUGACUUCAACGCUGGAUUUGGACUUUCCCACUCCUUCAGAAACUGGGGUUAAUUGGAAGUAUUGGGUUGAAGGAGAGUAACUAUGUAUGCUUGUAUAUUUUUAAAUAUUUAUUUUAUUUCUCUAUUACAUAACUGGGUUAAAAAGGUACUUUUAGUUAAGAAAAAAUUAUUAUUAUAUAAAUGAAUAAAAACAAAAAAUACA
Molecule: messenger RNA, 1113 nt
Organism: Ceratitis capitata (Mediterranean fruit fly)
Lineage: Eukaryota; Metazoa; Arthropoda; Insecta; Diptera; Tephritidae
Product: attacin-B-like
Exons: 2
Coding region: 55-963 (302 amino acids)
Biological process (GO): defense response to bacterium
Cellular component (GO): extracellular region
Source: RefSeq, a predicted model, not a curated record